UAAAAACGCGCGGAAGCGUUUAUGUACCAUGUCAGUAACUCAGUACUUUAUAAUUUCAUCUUUAUUUCAUUAUUUUCAUCUUAUUCCUUUACAUUUGUUUACGGGCAAAAUUUAUACUUAUAUAUAAAAACUUAUUUAUGAGUAAAAUUUAUAUAUUAAGUUUCUUUAAAAUUCACCGAGGUUGAUGUUAAUAUUUUUUGCAGUUAAGGUUAUUCCUAACCUAAAUUUGUGCGUAGAAUAAACUGGAGCAGCUGAUGUCGAUCUGUCUAUUGUUUUUCGUCAAUAAUAUUCAGAUCAACAAUUUAAUCAUGUUGGUGAACUAUGUCAUUUUUGUAAAAUAAAAGUAGAAAAAAUAUUGGGAAGAGGAAAAAGUGGAAUUGUCUAUGGACAUAGGAAUCUAUGGGACAGAGGUACAUUUACAGAAGAAGAAAAGUUUAUUAAUUAUUAAUAAGUUAAUUUAAGCUGAAAUAAAAUGACCCCGAAAAUCCUAUUCCGUUGGACAAAUCGACUGUUGCGUGGCAAGUUAAACCUGCUAAAUUCCAUGUGUAAUCGUAAUAGUGCGUGCAGUGCUGCGUCGAUGUCCACGUUGCCACCUGAUAGUCCGAUGAACGUGUUCGACAGGAACGCGAAACUGUUGCAACGCGAACGCGCCGCCAAGGAUGCUGACGUUCAGCUCUACGACUACCUCAAGGAUGAGGUGGGCGACAGACUAGCCGAUCGAAUAUUCGAUAUCAAGCGAAAGUUCGGCAGGGCCCUCGACUUGGGAUGCGGCCGUGGUCAUGUGUCCAAGCGAAUACUCUGCGAGUCCGUAGAGGAGCUGGUGCUGGCCGACAUGAGCCCGAGUUUACUGGAGCAGGCCGAGACUAUGGAAGGCGUGAAGGUCAAAAGAGAGGUUGUCGACGAAGAGAAUCUAUCCUUCGAGUCCGAUAGCUUUGACAUGGUGAUUAGUUGUCUGAGUCUUCACUGGGUCAAUGAUCUACCAGGUUGCUUUAGACGUAUCAACAACAGCUUGAAGAACGAUGGAGUUUUCAUGGCGGCUGUAUUCGGCGGCGAUACGCUUUACGAGUUGAGAAGUUCCUUGCAAUUAGCUGAAUUCGAGAGGCAUGGUGGAAUUUCGCCACACAUCUCGCCGUUCGUGGAAAUUAGAGACAUUGGAUCAUUGUUAACAAGAGCAAACUUUACUAUGUUGACUAUCGAUACUGAUGAGAUAGUCAUCGGUUAUCCGAGCAUGUUCGAGCUUAUGUGGGAUCUGAAAGGAAUGGCAGAGAGUAAUGCAGCCAGGAAUCGUAAUUUGCAUCUAUCGAGAGACACGUUAAUUGCGGCUGCGUCUAUAUACAAGGAGCUUUAUGGAAAGACGAGAGAAGACAACACCACGUUCGUUCCUGCCACGUUUCAGAUAAUAUACAUGUUGGGUUGGAAACCAGACGCGUCUCAACCAAAGCCUCUCCAGAGAGGAACGGGACAAGUAUCGCUCAAGGACUUGUACAGACUCGAUGAAAUAAUCAGAGACACCAAGAAAAUAAAACUGGACGAUGAUGAUAAAUAGUUUGUAUUAAAUAGUUUUUAUUUGAUAGCGCGUUAAACAAUGUAAAUAUUGUAUGUAUGUAUGUACGUCGCAGUAAACAUAAGACAUUGUAGAAUUAAAAUGUAGAAAUCCACGAACUAAAAAAAAUAUAUAUAUUUAUAGUUGUGCAUUACAGAGAAUUAUUUAACAAAUAAUAAAAUUUUAAAAAUAUUUGAAUUUACAAAUAGAAAUGAAAGAUUGUAAGGCGUGUAGCGCCUCAUUUGGUAUUUACAAUGUAAAGUUUAAUUAUAACUACUACAAUUCAGUCUAAUGUAUCUUAAUGUUAAAAAAAAUAUCUUUCUAAUGUUUUCCUUAUAUGUUACGAUAUUCAUAAUUAAAUCUGACAAUCUUGCUAUUAGAAUUAAUUGUAAUAUGCAAAUAGUAAUAUCAAUUCCAUAAUUAUGUGAUCAAAUUGAAUUAUAAAAAUCUUUAAAGCUUAAAAUAAAUAAAGCUUUAAUAAUAUAAUUAUGUAAAAAUAUUAUACAACAAUCCGUAAAUAUUUUACAAUAUCUUGUGUUUACUUUUACGCGUGCAAAAACUUAACAAAAUUUGUAUAAAUUGUAUAAAU
Molecule: messenger RNA, 2132 nt
Organism: Monomorium pharaonis (pharaoh ant)
Lineage: Eukaryota; Metazoa; Arthropoda; Insecta; Hymenoptera; Formicidae
Product: arginine-hydroxylase NDUFAF5, mitochondrial
Exons: 3
Coding region: 473-1546 (357 amino acids)
Biological process (GO): mitochondrial respiratory chain complex I assembly
Cellular component (GO): mitochondrion
Source: RefSeq, a predicted model, not a curated record